Molecule: messenger RNA, 4757 nt
Organism: Lytechinus variegatus (green sea urchin)
Lineage: Eukaryota; Metazoa; Echinodermata; Echinoidea; Temnopleuroida; Toxopneustidae
Exons: 7
Coding region: 160-1137 (325 amino acids)
Biological process (GO): neuron projection development
Cellular component (GO): plasma membrane
Source: RefSeq, a predicted model, not a curated record
AGAAUCAGCGGAACUGACAAGCUACCAUCAUAAGCAGAAGCAAGAUCCUUUAAUCAUUAGUUGAUUGCGAGAGAGCACCCGGUGACGUUGUGUUACACCAACUGGACUAAUUGGAAUUACACAUUGUCUCUAUACUUUGGUGGAUCGUCUUGCUUAGCCAUGUACAGUGCCGUGAAUAAAGAAAGAACAGUGACCAUUGUGGAUAGCCCACCAGAACAACACACAGAAUCAGUGAAUUGCUGUGAUUACGCGCUAUGUCGAUGUCUUCGGCGGGUCCCCUAUGCGACCAUCUUCGCUCUGAUGGUCCUAGCCGGUGGGCUGGCGUUGAUGACCUAUGAGAUACUACUUAUCGAUAGUACUGUAGAGGAAAUGUUCGAAGGGACCCAUCUCGACCCUAAGGUCUCCAAGCAACCAAGCAAGUUCUAUCAAGGAGUUGCAGUUCUAUUCUGGGUCUUGAUUGCGCUGGUGUCCCUCAUAGGAUGUUUCGGCCUGUUACUCCUAAUCAUGGCAUGCAUGACUGCGGGACCAUCGAAAAAGAACGCGUGUGGCAAGCGAGCCAUGAAGUGCGUUGGUCGUAUCUCAACAUCAGUGAUGAUCAUGAUUUGUUAUUUCCUGUGUGUUUGCUGGAUGUUGGGAUGUAUCAUCCUAGCCAUGCCUCUCACCUUCAUGUUGAUGGUCCAAUCCUACUGCAAGGUCCAGAACAAUGUCUUCUUAGAUACCACAUGCAUGGACCUUACUCAGUACGGUUUUGUUGAGGCCCCAAACAACACUGCGGUGGUGGUGACGACACCAGCUAACCCCAUCAAUCCAGUGAUGCCUAUAAUGGCUGCCACAGAACCUCCUAAGGUCGUUCCAACAAGCAUCUGCGGAUCAGAAUUGGAGAAGUUCUGUGAUCAUAACGAGGAUAUAUCGUUAGCUGUGUACCUGACCGUCACCGCUGCUGUCAUAGUGGUUCUAGCUCUGAUCCAUUUCUUGAUGGCACUGGCGGCUAACCACACCUACAUACGAAUAUUCCAUAAGGACCUGCCUGGUAGAACCAAAUACGGCGGCAACGACUACAUCGGACAUCGCUACAGCGACGCAGGCAUGCCGCUUCAAGAACCGCUGAAUAUCCAGGACGAAAAUACUCACUUCUGAGUCCAGCAACGCCGCUAGAGGGCCUUCUCCUUUUACUUUGAAAUCUAUUUUGUUGCUGAUUUGAUGACGAAAGACGCCUUGCUGCUUUGAGGUCUUGACUCCACGUUCAGUGAUCUUGUGUCUUGGAAAGAUCCCGUGAGGUUGUGGUGGUGACUUUUUUCUAAGUUUUUACGAAGACUGCCUUCAACGGCCUUUCUCUUAAAAUAUGAUGAGUUCUGAAGAAGGCCGAGUUGCCGUUUUUAGAGAAAACAGGGGUGCUUUUUACUUCUAAAGAAGAAAUUAAUACGACAUACAGGGUUUUGAUGUGACAUACGGGCAAGCUUUUAUGAUACAAUUAUGGUUAAGUUUGGAGCUGCUGUUGGUGUGAUGUUGGGAAGAAGGUUCUUCGCUCGAUUGCCUUUAGUUCUGGAAAAGGAAAUGCAUGGGUUAGCAAAGAAGAAACAAAGACGACAAGGGGAGAAAGAAAGGUCAUGAUGAAAAAACUGAGCGAGAAAUUUUGAUAGAAAGCUGCCGAUAACCAGGAAAAUCAUGUACAUUAAAAGGACUUUAAUAUUGCACGAUGGAUUAUCCAAUUUAGAAAUUUUGCAUACAAUCUGAAAAAUAUCGACUCUUUCAAUAAAGUGAUAACAUGACAAAUUUAUUAGUACAGAUGAAGGCACAGGGUUGCGCCGCAAGGGGUUGGCAGGGGGCGACCCGCCUCUGGGAUUUUCAAUUGAUUAAAAAGAAAAGAAAACAGAUAAGCUAGAUCAUCGAGUAUGAAGAAAGGAUAGAAAAAGAAGGAAGAGUAUUGAAAAGUGGGGAUUGGGUAUUAUAUACCCAAGUCUUCAUUGAGAAAAAAAAUGACGUUAUAUGCCUUCCUGUUCUCCCCCCCCUCCCCCCUCCCCCGGAGGCCCCUCCCCAAACAAUGUGUGAUGAAGUUUCUCUCAGCCCCUUCUGGAUAUGUGGGCAUGGGGUAACAUUUUUUACUGCCUAUAAACUGACGGAUCGCAUCAGGUGCGCUGGCUGUACUCUGAUGAAAAGUAAAAUAUUCCCAAAUUGCCCAAGAUUAAUAUAGACUGUAUAGACCUACACUCUUAAAGGAAAACACGUAAAAUGGUCAUAGAUUGAGCAGCUUAGUGGGACUGAUAGAUCUAGCCAUGUCUGAAAUGACUGCAUCGAGUCAAAAAGUUUCAAUUACGACGAGAGAAGAACCACUACUGCAUGCAUUUACCCAAACUAAACACGUUUUGUCGAGUCGUUUAAAUAGUUUGCUUGAAGGGAGUUUUAGGUGGGACCAUAGAGCAAGGGACCAUUAAAUAGAAUGUUUUUAUUUUCUAGCAUGUGUGCUGUCCAUAUAUAGUGGAUUAUGACAGAUCUUCAUAAAAAUGCCGGUAGACAGAUAGGACGGAAAAUCCAGAUAAAAAUCGAUCUCCGUGCUUGCUUAAUCUUUAAACUCAGCAUCUUGGCUGAUCCAGUAUGUUUUAAUCGGAAAUUUCCUCCCAUUCACCUAGGCCUAUUAUUUGUCAAAAGCUAUUACUAUAAUACGGACAGCAUAAUUUCACUCCUAAUGUAAAGGGGGUUGUAAUCUUAUGGCCUUAAUCAUGAUAAUGUCUAUUUCAAAUUUAAUAUCCCGUCUUGCACAGUAUUUUGUCCCGCAUUAUUCCAUUGACAUUAAUAUAGUUCAAUCAAUUUUUCUUCUUCUUUUUUUUUUUUUGGGGGGGGUCGGCUUAGACAAAAUGCUGUCUUGAAGAGCAUCAUGUUUCAGCAUUCGUACAACCUGUUUGAACCUGAGCUCCGUUGCAUAAAAUUCUGUAUAGUUAAGCCACGGUGUAUGUAUAAUUUCAAAGAUACCAUUAUCGUUAGCUUAGAUGCAAUGAAACCCUGGUAAUGAUAUUUGAACCCAUAUUGAGACAAUCCAUUGGUAUUUAGAAAAAAAAUAAGACGUGUAUUUUAACAUGUUGAAAAGAUUAUGGUGGGUAAGUCACAUUAGUAUAACGACGGGUACAGAAAAAAUUCUUUGUAUUUAUGACUUUUUAUGCGAGAUUUCAGAGCAUUAAAAGCUGGACUGUAGCAAUGAAAAUAAUGAUAAGAAUACGACUUUGGACUUGAUGAUAGAUAACUGGCCCAAAAUGUGUAUUGCCUGACAAAAGAGUACACUGAAACGAAAGUGACUUAUCUAUUAUCAUGAUUAUACAAGAAGAAGCGUAUUUGAACGUUAAAUUUGAAUUGUAUAUCUUGGUUUGAAGUAAACUCAUUAUACCAGUAACAUGGUAUGAAAAAUUAUAUUGAUGUGAAAAAUUUGUGAAGAGUUUAGCUUGAUGUACAUAAUUUUAUCCAAAUUUUAUUCAAGUUUGAUAGUAGUUAGUAACUAGCUAAAUCAUGUGGAAAAUACUAUUGUAGUAACUUGUCGUUUUCUUAGAAAACAAUGUUAGUUAUUGAUGAAAAUUUAUAUUAAAGUUCAGUGUUGGAGACUUCUCAUGUGAUCAUGUGUAGUUAGGGAUUAGAAUUCAUCUAAUGAUGAGUAGUGAUAUUGUAAAUAGCUUCUAUACAUGGACAUUACGCAUUACAUAACAUGUUAUUUAUUGUAGCUAUUGCAGAAAAAAAUGUAUUGUACUGUAUACUGGCUGACAAGUGCACAUAUUUGUAUGAAAAGCGAUUUAAUGUUGUAUUUCAAUCAAUGUUGUUUAUGCAGCUCAUAUUGUCGAUAAUCUUGUUGAAAUUGGCAAUUUUACUUCUGUCACUGUCAGAUUUUUUUUUAUAUAUCUUUCUUUGUCUCGAUUUCCCUUUUUUAGGAAUCCAAUAGAGAUGGAUUUGUUUUUAUCGUGAUGGAGAUAAUCAUUACGAAAUGAUGCUUGCACAAUCCAGGAUUUUCAACAUUCAUAAUAAUUAUGAUAGUUUAACUUUUCAUUGAAUUGAAAUAAUCAGAUUCGACCCUGUAUUAUCAACUGGCCUUGAGUGCCAAUCAGCAAAUUAUGAGUGCUAAUCAUUCAUUUUGAUAGUGUAUUAAUACGAUGGAAAACUUUGAUGAUACAGACAAUAUUAUGGCUUACGUUUGGGGUGGGGAGAUCAACAAGCAAACUAAUUGCUGAUUAUACAGCAUUACCUUAGAGAAGAGAAUGGAGAUAAUGCCUUAUCUGGAUAUUUUUUUGUGAAUAGCUAUAUAAAAGAUUCAAACCAUUUCAGCACGUCUAAAGAUCAUGAUGUAUCAUGUUAAAUUAUUGUGGUAAUUAUAAUACUUGGUAAAAGAUUUAAUUAAGUUUUGAUUCUAGCUCCUAAUCUUAAACCGAAAAUUAAAAGACCGAUGGUCGUGGCGUUACUCCUAUGUCAUUUGUUCUAUGCAUUGUCAAUGUAAACUAUUCCAAGCUAACAUCUUGUUUUUAUGCCUUGUCAAUGUAAGUGAAUGUGACCUGGGCAUUUUGAAAUGUUGUAAACUUUUGUAAGUAGUAGUGUAAGUUUGGGUGUCAUUUUAACAAGCUGUGAAUAAAGCGAUCCGCCAUUCAUUGCCAUUAUUUUCUUAACCACUUGGGGUUUUUAGCAUUUGGAAAUGUCACUUUUGCAGGAAUUAUCGACAUUUAAAAUUUACCUUUCAUUUAUAAAUGGGAAGUGCACCCGAACGAAAAUUUUGUUUGAAUAAAAAGAGA